AUGGAUAACGGUAUCGAUUUACGUCCGGGUGGCAGACUGUCUGAUCUAGAGUAUGCAGACGACAUUCUACUACUAAGUGACGAUCCAGGUAAGUUGCAAGCUUUUCUGGACAGUUUGAAUGCCAGUGUUGCCAUGUUCGGCAUGCGUUUUGCACCUUCAAAGUGUAAAAUGCUACUACAAGAUUGGGUUGAUCCAGCACCCAGUCUCACCCUAACUGGGUAA
Molecule: messenger RNA, 222 nt
Organism: Echinostoma caproni
Lineage: Eukaryota; Metazoa; Platyhelminthes; Trematoda; Plagiorchiida; Echinostomatidae
Source: the annotation of a GenBank genome assembly